CUAAGAAGCAACAAUGGAGUGGUUUCUGUUUCUUUUAAGCACAAUUUUCGUCCAAGGAAUUCUUGGUUAUCACGUGGAAAGAGAAUAUGCUUGGAGAAAUGUUACUUUUGAAGGCGUAAAUCCAUCAUCGUACAACGUUUUAAACAGUAUCCCAACUGGAUUUGCUUACGAUGCAGAGACGCAGAAACUCUUUGUUGCAGUUCCACGGAGAUAUCCUCAAGUUCCUCAUACCCUAACCGAAAUCGAGAGGAAGAAACAUCCUGAACGAUCUCCUCCUCUUAGCAAAUUCAGUGGAAAGAGCUCAAAGGACCUAAUAUCAAUUUACCAACCAGUCAUUGACGAAUGCCGACGCCUCUGGGUUGUGGACGUUGGAAUGGUUGAUUACAAAGAAGGCCAGCCAAAAUAUCGCAAGCAAAAUCCCGCCAUUAUAGCUUUUGACCUAACAAAGGAAAAUUAUCCAGAGGUAGAUCGCUACGAGUUGCCUGCUGAAGUCGUGAAAAAUCCUCUGUCUUUCGGUUGCUUCGCAGUCGAUGUGAUAAAUCCAAAGGGAGGAUGCAGUGACACCUUCUUGUACAUCACAAAUUACGAAGAAAACACAAUUGUUGUUUACGACAAGAAAAAUAAGGCGUCCUGGAAAGUCAGCCAUGACUCAUUUAAGCCAGAGAAGGACGUUAAUAUAGUCCUCGAUGGUGGUAAGAAGUACAGCUAUAAGGUAGGAAUUUUUGGAAUAACUCUCGGCGAUAGGGAAGCCACAGGAAAUCGCAUGGCAUAUUAUUUGGCCGGAAGCAGCACAAAGCUCUACAAAGUCAGUACUGGAGCGUUAAAGAAAAAGGGUGCCAGAUUUGAUCCUAUACGCAUAGGUGAUCGUGGGCCCUACACUGAAGCCAUUACCUUGGUUUAUGAUCCAAAAACUAAAGUGAUCUUCUUCGCUGAGUCAAUUACCAGACAGGUUUCCUGCUGGAAUACCCAAACACCAUUAGAUUCAAACCACACUGACGUGAUUUAUUCCGAUGCCAGAUUUCUCUUUGGCACUGAUAUAUCUGUUGAUUCCAAUUCAACAUUGUGGGUCAUGGCCAAUGGUCAUCCGCCCGUGGAUGAUCCUGAUAUAGUAAAUAAUGAAUUUUAUAAACCUCAGAUUCGUCUGCUGUACGUGGACACAAGGAAAUCAAUUCGUAGAACUAGAUGCGAUGUAAAUGGCAAUAAACCAUAAGAUGUUCUAAUAAAACUUUGGAAUGUGAAGCUGAAAUAAAUAAAAUCUCUUAUGCAUG
Molecule: messenger RNA, 1268 nt
Organism: Phlebotomus argentipes
Lineage: Eukaryota; Metazoa; Arthropoda; Insecta; Diptera; Psychodidae
Product: L-dopachrome tautomerase yellow-f2-like
Exons: 2
Coding region: 14-1210 (398 amino acids)
Cellular component (GO): extracellular region
Source: RefSeq, a predicted model, not a curated record